GUGCUUGAGGAUGUUCAUUAUCCAUAUCCUAUACUCAACACACACUCUUUGCCUGUGUUGGGUCCUCUCUGAAACUCUUUAGAAAUACAAGCAACUUUCCUUUGAAAGGUAAAAUUAGGCUCAGAGUAUGUCCCUUUCCCAGAAGGCCCUGUCACUGUGUUGUAGCAGCUUUCACAGUUCACCGAAACUAUCCUUAUCCACUCCAUGCUCCACCACCAGUUACCUUAUGCAAAAGGCUUCAUUAAGAACAAUCCAUAUCCAAAUACUCAACCCUCCAUUUCUCAUAAGUGGUAAACAGCGAAGGAAGGUGAAGCCUCUAUCAGCAUCUCUUUCGGUUCCACAGCCACUAGACCUCACAGAAGACAACGUGAAACAGGCUUUGGUCGAUGCUCGAGCUGAGCUUGGUCAGAUCUUUGACACUUCUGUUGGCAUGACAGGUGUAGUUGAAUUGGUGGAGUUAGAUGGACCUUACGUGACUAUUAGUCUCAAGGGUAGGUUUUGGCACAAGCGUUCAACUGUCCUAGCCAGACUCGCCAAUUAUCUUAAACAGAGAAUUCCGGAGAUUUUAGAGGUUGAAAUAGAAAAUGAGAAACAAUUGGAUGAUAGUCCUGCCAAUUUCUAAGAGGGACUAUGAUGGGUAAAUCCUUCUUAACUUGAGAAGCUUGGAUAUGAGAAUGCUCACUAUUGACUUUGAGAGUUAUGAUGCAUGGAUUCUUAUGUUGUUUUCCACUGAUUCUUCGAGCUUCUUGGUACUAUAAAUGGUAGAGAACAUUCUGAGUUUCUGUAUUAUUUUGCUUCAUUGAAGCACACAUGUUGAUAUGUAAAUGCUCAGAAUACUUAAGAUCUUCAUAGUGUUUGUUAUCAGUGAAACAUCACUUGAGAGAUUUCUCAUAGCAACUUUAAUAUGAUAUUAUAAGCACAUAUUGUGCCUUUUAUCUGUGAACAUUUAAGUAAUUAGAUCAUAGUAUUGUUAUA
Molecule: messenger RNA, 975 nt
Organism: Vicia villosa (hairy vetch)
Lineage: Eukaryota; Viridiplantae; Streptophyta; Magnoliopsida; Fabales; Fabaceae
Exons: 4
Coding region: 128-622 (164 amino acids)
Source: RefSeq, a predicted model, not a curated record